AUGGCGCUCAGCGUUCCUGCCGGUAUUGCAGAAGAAGUCGCGGCGGGCUUCCGUCGCUUUCGCGACCCUCUCCCCGAACAUGCGACGGAAAUCACCGGCCUCAUCGCCGAUCUCUAUACAAUCAGCUCGUCGCUCAAGACACUAGAGGAUCUCUCCACGGACCGUCGCUACCGACUCAACAUUCCCUUUGCUCGACCGGACCUAGACUUGGUCAGCGCCAGCUUGCAGUAUACGCUCGAUGACAUUGUCGAUUUCUUCGGCCACCUCGAGGGCCGCAGAGCGUCAAGUCGGGAUAUCCAUAAACGAAUCUGGGUGUCCUUGGGCAGGUUUUUCAUGGACGAGUCUGCGGAGUCAUUGGCUAUACGGCUAGCCAAGUACAAGGUAUUUUUGCAAGAAUUGGAGGAUUAUAUCAAGGACAACAAUCCCGACCAGGGCCACAUGUCUCGCCUCCGUGAAGCGUUCAAGGAGUUGUUGGUCCAACAGGAUAGUCGUCUCGCAUUGCGCUUGGGCACAAUGUCCGUGAGCUCCCCGUCCUCGACGAGCAGCAAUAGUACGACACCGAGUAGCCCGGUGAGCGACAGAAAGCCCCGCACCCGUAGGUCCUACGAGCGUCAACGGCCGUCUCAUCUUUCUCCACUGUCGCCCAUAUCAGCGUCGUCUGGAUCUUUCUUUGACAUCCCCACUGUUCCCGAUGCUCCGGGCUCGCCGAUCACAAGUUCGGCUACCACUCAAUCAUUGGGCUCUAACACUUCGGCUGAUCAUUGGGCGUCGCGAGUCUUCUAUGGUCCGCGCACAGCUACUCGUAUUCCCGGCAGGGGCCACGAGUAA
This is a messenger RNA of Aspergillus calidoustus, 828 nucleotides long. NCBI's taxonomy places the organism in Eukaryota, Fungi, Ascomycota, Eurotiomycetes, Eurotiales, Aspergillaceae. The record is from the annotation of a GenBank genome assembly.